ACGGGUGGUGAUAUGGGCAAACAAAAGAGAAAGCUUCGUGCUCUAGAAGGAAAGCACAAGUCUGCAGCGCUGACAAAUACCGAAAUACGUAGAAAAAGGAUAAAUGUUAGAGUACCUGAAACUUCAACAAAUAAUAUUGAUUCUGUCAAAGGAGGCGAAACAGUGUCUACUUGGCUUUUACAGCUACGGAAAAAGAACUUUGUAGUGUCGAGGUCAGCUCUUAGAGGGUUUAUUAAGGAUUUGAAGAACAUUCCUGUGAAAGAUUUAGAAGAACACGGCGGCAGUAUUGUUAACGCAGUGAUUCCUUGUAUUAUUGAUCCAGAUGAAGAAACAAGAAAAGAUGCUGUAAGAUUCCUUGAAAGUUUUCUUUCGACUUGUUCAAAGCCGGAAUUCUUACCAACCAGUUUUAUGGCUCACCUGAAGAUUCACCUUCGUCAUAACGGCGUCUCCGCUUUUGAAACAGGCUCACAGUUGAUCUGCCUCUUAAGGGAACAUAGGAAUUCGUAUCUCAGAGAUAAUCUGUAUGAGCUUUUAAGCCUUUUCGCAAGCCUUUUGGACCACAAUAUGCCAUUUUCCGUUGAAAGUUCGGAGCAACAGUUCUGUCUCGCAAUACAAUUGAUGGAAAGUUUCGAAGCAUUAUUGUGUACUUUUUUUGAAUCUGAUGGAAACAAGGCUGAAUUUGAGGAUUUGUUGAAGAACAAUGGUGUUUCUGAAGAUAUUCCUGUUGUUGUGAACGAUAUUGAUGCAGUCUAUGGAUUGGCGUUGCGUGACUCUGUCAAGCAAAAAAACGAGCAUAUUUCAUCUGAGUUGCUCAAACUUGUCAAUUUUAUUUUUCUUACGAUCCGAUCUUUUGGCAAGUAUCCUGUAGUUGCUAUAGGAGAUGGUCCAAGUCAGAAGAAGCUAUUCGUUGUUUUCAGCCGUCUUCUUCUCAUGGUUGGUAAAGUGAUUUCUCGCUUUGAACUUUCCAAGAAUUCCUUCGAGCAAUGGAAGGAUUAUUUGCCUAUUUUAGUUGAUACUUUGAAAUCGUUUCGUUUAGGAGAAACAUUGUUGGAUAGAUUUUGGGAAGAGAGUUUCCUUCGGUUUGCAGCAUUCUCAUGUUUUCUGUGCCAUUUUCUGAACCUUUCUGUGUUUUAUUAUUACCACUCCAAUCAUGUGAAACUGGUAAUCAAUGAAUGUGUAGAUAUAUGCAACGAGUACUUGAGUGUCUCUUCAGAUCAUGACAAUGGACAAUCACAAUGUUAUUUGGUCAUUGUAGCAAAUAUCCUUUGCCAUUUGAUAAAGCAGCUAUCUUUGAAUGAAAUAGUUCCUCUUAUGGAUGCAUUUAUAGCUCAUUGGAUGGAAGCGGAUAUUCGUUCACAAUGUGAUAUCUCAUGUUUAUAUUUGCUAUGGGAAGUUGUGAUGAAUCACGAUUUGCUAUGUAGAUGCAAAUGGGUGGACAAAAUGUUUCGCACCUUUUUAAAAGUUUCAUGGAAUACUUUAAGAAGUCAGUCUAUGGAGAGCUGCAGGCGUAUGUUUUACUUUUGGUUGGCUUCUGUUUCUCACUUACCUGUACAAUACAAAUCGGUUUACGAGGAGUCUUGUUAUUUGGUGAAAAAUUUUUUUGGAAAGAGAAAGAAAGAAAAUGGUAAAUAUUUGUUUGUUCCCGGACCUGCUGUUUUUCUAGAUAUCGAAAUGAAACGGGUUGCGUUAUCGUUGCUAUUUCAUACUGGUCGAUUUUGUUUGGAAGUUGCUGAAGUUCUCUUAGUAUGUGUGCAGCAUCCCAAAUGUAUAGCAGAUCAAAGUUCAUGGAUGAUCUUCGGUUACUUUUUUGAGUUAUUAAGACGUUUCUCAGACUCUUUAUCUUCUGAAGAUAGAUACUAUAUCGCAUGUUUGAUUGUCAUUGCGGUUUAUCGUUUGGCUGUGAAUUAUCCUGAACUGGAAACAACGGCUAUCAAAAGUGGACAAAGAUGUUUGGUAGAAUGUCAAUUGGAAGAUAGUGGUGUUGAAAGUAUGAGAGAGAUUCUGCAGUCUGAGAAGAAUUUAUCUGCCCAUAUGGUUGAAAAGGUAUUAUUGGCAAAGGAGGAUGCCCAUUUUGCCACUGGAUGAGAAAUUCCCACUUUUCCCAAAUUCCG
Messenger RNA from Galdieria sulphuraria, 2111 nucleotides. RefSeq lists its product as uncharacterized. The transcript has 2 exons. Lineage: Eukaryota; Rhodophyta; Bangiophyceae; Galdieriales; Galdieriaceae. Bases 13 to 2085 code for a protein of 690 amino acids. The record is from RefSeq and is a predicted model, not a curated record.